Molecule: messenger RNA, 3363 nt
Organism: Lichtheimia ornata
Lineage: Eukaryota; Fungi; Mucoromycota; Mucoromycetes; Mucorales; Lichtheimiaceae
Exons: 12
Coding region: 1-3363 (1120 amino acids)
Source: RefSeq, a predicted model, not a curated record
AUGUCGACGGCAUCUCAUUGUUGGAGCUCUGCUGAAAGCUUGACCAACACCCACACCUCCUCAUUCGUCGACACCAACCCAGACUACAGCGCUCUACGAAAAGCAUUCACCAAGUUCCAAAACAAACCCAAACAACGGCAUACAAUCCUUAAGCAGCAUGUUAUACCUUGGCUUCAGAAAUCAGAUACAUCAUCAUCAUCAUCAUCAUCAUCACCAUCGUGGUCAACAGGAACAGGGGAAAAAAGAGGAGGUCAUCCUAUCAAGUCAAGCAUGACUUCCACCACCAACGACACUGCUGCGAUGGAUCAACAAAGCAACAAUAACAACAACAACAACAAAAUGUUUGCCAACAAUCAGGGGUUUUGGAGUCAAAAGGCAAAUGUGAUCAUUAGUGGGGCACAGCAACACUUGGCAAAAGAGCAUCGGGAUGACGUGUCAACUGGAAGAAUCAUGCUUUUGAGAUGGUGGCGCGUAUUGAUGAACAAUAUUCCUCAUGUCCCACAUACUGAACGACCCAUUUACUUGGAAUGUAUCAUUGAUAUCAUGGCAAGAUACGAAUUCAGUGAAUAUGACAAGACGACCGCCAAUGAUUACAAUCUAUGGUGCAGCAGCAACAACAACAACAACAGCAACAAUCAUCAUCAUCAUGGAUCUGGAGGAGGAGGAGGAGGAAGUGCAACAGCAGCCUAUGAGGAAUACCGACACUUGUUAAUUGGCACGCUUCGAUAUGCUAUCAGCAAACUCAAUCAAAAAGCCAUCUAUGCUAAUAUGGUUGCUUUUUCAUCCAAAGUGCUCGCCAUGUGCUUUUUCAAGAUCCCGUGCGUUGCUGCAAUAUUACUACAAGCACUACGUGUCAAACCACAAACGAUUAGAAGAGUGCGUUCAGAAAUGGGCCAUUCAAUGGAUGAAUGCACGAUGCAUAUGCGAGAAAGCUUAUUACCCGUGUUUGGUUGUCAUUUGCAUGCGCUAAUGACUGCAGACCCGCGAUGCUACACAAAUGUGAUUCAAAAAAGCUGCAGCUGCAAAGAUCCUCCCGUGCCACUCUCCGGAAACUGGAUCCGAAGGUGGCAGAGUGAUGACAGUGAUCUCUUUUUCUUUUUCUAUCGUCACUAUCAUGCAACCCUUGGCUCAAUGCUUGUACGUGCGUACCCCUCCGUUUCAACGCAGGAGUUGCAUCGACGCAACAUGUUCCUAGCAUCAUCACCAGGCUAUAUUUACUUUGCUGCCUACUUUUCAGAUAAAGUCAACUCGUUAUUAAAGCGACAAUUGCACCAAGUCACCACUGUACUUCAUCAACAAUGCCCUUCAUCAUCAACCACCACCUUAGCAACCGGUAUGCAGGUACAACAGCAGCAACAACAACAACAACCAUCUACAUCAAUGUGGAACCCAACUACAACAGCAGCAGUGGAAAAUGAACGAUUGGCUAAUCCUAUCAUGUCGACAAUGGAUAUAACACGAAACGAUCUACAACAACAACAACCAUCCGUUGCCAUGGCAGCAGGCCAACAACAGCAGCAACAACAACAACAACAACAACAAAUGGCGGUUGGAGGCAAGCCACGUGCAUUGGAAAUGGCCACGCGCAAGUAUGCAGAAUGCAUGGUGUGGUGUGCAACACGUUCCCAUGGGGUGUUUCAUGAUAUGCUGAAUGUGUGGAUACGAUCCAUCAUCAAACGUGUCAGCCUUACUGCUACAGAGGCCGUCUUUUGUCUUUUGGAUUUUAUGGAUAUAGUAUUGGCUGGCUUGGAUAAAACAAAGCCAUGCAAAGAGAAAAGCACAACGUCAUCAUCAUCACCAGUCGACGUACCCUUUAUUCUGCACACGAUUCACAUUUUAUUGGCCAAAUCCGAUCACACAGUCAAUCUUUUGCGUGCAUUGUCAUUUGUUUACAGUCAUUUCGCGUUCCUCACUUCACGAGCCGUAUUACUCGACAUGCUGUGCAACCGUAUUUUGUUGGAGCCUUAUAUUUUUGAAAAGUUGCUAUUACAUUGGAGCCGCAACGUGCGUCACUUUUUCUGGCGAUGUCUGUUUUGGCGAGUUGGGAGGGUUUGGUCACAUCGAGAAAUCAAAUGGCCAGAUACACAAAGGGGAAAGGAGACUUGUGAUGGACUUUCAUGCUUCCAAUCAUGGUGUGACGACAAAACAGAACCAAUCCCUUGCUACGAAGCGCUGAUGGAGUGUAUCCAAGGACACGAAAACAAGGCCUAUAAACGAUGUGCGCUGGAGGUACACAUCUUGCUGGAAUCCAUGUUGGCGUCAUUAUUGGAGCAACACAACAAUGAUGUGGUUCACCCAGAGAGUUGUCAACUUGAUCCUUAUCCAAUGCCACGCUUUACAAGCAUGUUGACACGACUUGUCACCGAAUCAGCGACAACAACAGCAGCAGCAACAAGGAGAUCAGUGCGCAACCAUCUCAUUGCACCACAACCUUCACAAAGCAUGACCAUGCCAACGAAGAACACCAAAGCUGACACCAACGGCAACAACAGCAGUAGUAAUAAGACGAGAGGACAACGACAACGAGGUUCAUCUAUUUUGAGACGUACGCUCUUUCCACGCAUUAACAAUAACACACGUGACGGCAACAGUACUCGUCUUUUCCCCUUUUUGAGUACAUCAGACGACAAAAAGACAAAGCAUCAUCAACAACCACCACCCCCUAUCAAAGUAGUUGACGGCAGAAACAGCAGCAGCGUUGAUGAGUGGAUCUCAUCCGCAAAUGAUGCAUUAUCAUCAUCACCAUGCAUUGAAGUAUAUACAGUUUCAUCUUAUCAUUCGGCAUCCUCUGAAGAUGGUAGUACUACUACUACCACUACUACGGCUAAUACGACUGGCAACAACAACAACAGCACUGCCACCAUCACAUUAUCCAAUGCAUCUACACCAUCCAUUGUUUCAGAACCUUCCGUUUCAUCAUCAUCAUCAUCUUCACUCUCUUGCUCAUCCUCCUCUUCUUCUUCCAAAAGCAGUAGUAUUCAACAAUGUUCUUCGGACGUGACACCAUCAUCUUCAUCCCCAUCCAGCAAACUCCUCUUGCCGUUAUCGUCACCUCCACAACAGCGAUUAUCCAUUCUCGAGGCACUUGGAUCAUCAUCACCCAACAAUAGUAGUAACACGACGCAUCAUCAUCAUCACCAGCAACAAAAUUUACUCUUGGACCGGCUUUCGGUAGCACGCCAAUGGAAGUAUUCUUCACGACAUCAUGUUUACGCAUCCAAAAGCAUUGCCGAAAUGAAUGGAGUCAUGGAAGAGUAUACUGCAUGGAAGAAAUCACGCUCGGUGACACAUGACGAGAAGAAACUCGUGUCCUAUGCACCCAAUCUCUGUCUCGAUUGGCCAAAGAGCUGGAACAUGCCAUAG